GUUGCAGAAGGAAGACCCGAUCAGCUGCAAAGUAAAGACGAUGGUAAUUUUAGGGAGAUUCUGUGUUGAUACCUUGUUCUUUAUGGCCAUUCUGAUCAGCAGCUUCAAAGGUGCUCUUACUCAAGGUAGUCCAUGUAUUUCUUCCAAGAACUGUGACUUUACCUCCUCGAAUGGUGUUUUGUCACAUAAAGUAUCUGAUGGAAUCCAAAAGCUCAAUCCCUUAAGUGACUCUUCGUGCAGAAACCUGCUUUCGGAGCUGUUUUGUAAAACAACUGCGUACUAUGAGUGCAAUGAAGAUGGCCAGAGUGUACUCGGCGAUAUAACGAAAAGACUCUUAGAUCGUGGAUGUUCUGCCGCGGCGGGCGUUCCGGUGUUGAGCAUCAUGUGUCUUCUGACAGCUGCGCUCUUCCACGCGAUAAAAUAAAUAAGAUUUUCCUG
This is a messenger RNA of Saccostrea cuccullata (small rock oyster), 438 nucleotides long. RefSeq lists its product as uncharacterized. Lineage: Eukaryota; Metazoa; Mollusca; Bivalvia; Ostreida; Ostreidae. The transcript is spliced from 4 exons. The record is from RefSeq and is a predicted model, not a curated record. The coding region runs from base 41 to 424 and encodes 127 amino acids.